AGUGUACUGGACUGCAUUAUACUGAGAGGUUUUUCAAAUAUAUUGUCCACUCAAGAGGGCAAAAUACUAGAAACACCUCUCAAUAGUAAACAUAUGAUCAUCCUGUGAAAAAAGAUGGUUUGUUACAUAUGUUAAGUUCAAAUUAGCUCCACCUUGACAACAUUUAAAAUGCUGCUAAGUAAUCAUAUUCCAGUAAUGAAUGGGGCAGUUCUGUGUAAUGAAUAUGUUUACUUUAUUUACAUUUUACUAAUACUAAUGUACUUUUAUUCAAGUAAAAAUCUGAAUGCAGGAGUUUUAGUGGUAAUGUAUUGGGCGGCUGUGGUUCAGGAGGUAGAGUGGGUUGGCCGUUAAUUGGAAGGUCGGCGGUUAAGUCCCCGGCUUCCCCUGGUUGCACAUUUACAUAUUUAAACUUAUGACUUCCUUCUGACAGUGAGUGUAAUUACACAACACUGUAGACAUGCUCCUUUACACUGAGUUUCUCUAUGGUUGCUCCCCCUUCAGCUCUGGUAAUCCAACCACUGCUGGUUUGCAUAAAACACAUCACUACCAGUUCACUACGUCUAAUGAUACAAUCAAAGAAAACAGCUAACAAAUAUAAGGGAAAACUUCCCAGGGAAUUGAAUUGUGCCUUCAGUUAGCUGGAAUCUGCAUUAAAUCAUUGUUCAGCAUAAUUUCCUUUUGAUGACUCAGACAACCUUCUAUCAAUAACCACCACUAUCUUUAUUCUCCGGUUCCUUUUUCCUUCAAUAAAACGCCCCAAAAAUCUUUAAUUGUAAACUGGAGGGUUUAGGAUUUACCAAAGAAAAAGGGAAGCCUGGUGGGCUAGAGACAUUUUGCUGAGAGCAUGGCUGUGUGAACAGAAGUGUCACAACCACCUGUUACGGAAACGCCCUCAAGCACACAGGAAGCAUUGCGCAGACACAUGUCUAAAGAAACACCAGCAGCACUGUUAGCCUAGAGAAGAGUGAUGUGGAAGAUGCAGGGGCCGCGUCGCAUCUUCCUGCUCGCCUACAUGGUGGCUGUUGCCAUCCCUGUCUCUUUGGCUUUCAACAUCGAUAUAACAAAUCCUGAAGUCUAUAAUGGUUCACAAAAAGAUUUCUUUGGCUACAAAGUGCUCCAAUUCAUGUCUGGCACAGACAAAGGGCUUCUGGUCACGGCACCAUUACGGCAAAAUGGAUCUGGGGGAAUAAUCAAACCUCACCAAAACACCCCACAGUGGUUCAAACCUCAAGUAGAUUCUCUCGAAGACGCAUCGAUCAAACACCUUGGUUUGUCGAUAGCUGUAGACGCCACACACUCCCAAUUCACUGUCUGCAGCCCAAGUGUGGUCCAUGAAUGUUAUGAGAACUCCUAUCUGAACAGCGUGUGUUACAACAUCACACAAGAUCUUCAGCAAACCUCCUAUUUCAGACCUGCUUUCCAAGAAUGCACAAAAAAGACAGUGGACCUUGUCUUUCUAUUUGAUGGAUCAGGAAGUAUGACAGAAACAGAGUUCAACAAAAAUAAAGAUUUCAUAGUGGAUAUAAUGGACAGCCUUAUAAACACAUCAGUCAAGUUUGCAGCAGUUCAGUUCUCGUUUGAUUACAAGAUGGUUUUUAACUUCAAUGACUUUAAUGAAGGCAGAGCUCUCGAUAAACUUAAGAACGAACCCCAUAUGAAGAGUCUCACCAACACACACAAAGCUCUCAAAUUUGUGUUGGAGGAAAUCUUUGACAAGCCAGAUGCAGGUGCUUCUCCUGACGCAACUAAAGUUCUGGUACUAAUCACAGAUGGAGAUCCCAGUGAUACAGACAAUUAUGGGAUUAUUAAAAGAUAUAAUGAAAAACAAGUCAUUCGCUUUGUCAUUGGGGUCAAAGCUGCUAAGCUGGAUAAAUUUACAGACAUUGCUUCAGAUCCAACCGACAAAUAUGCUUUCCAAAUUGAGAACUACGACGGACUCACAGGGAUACUAGAAAAAUUUCAGAAAAAGAUCUUCACAAUGGAAGGCACCAAAGUGUCUCGGGCGGGAGAAAUGACAAAUGAAAUGUCUCAGAGUGGAUUCAGUGCUGUCUUCUACAAGGACACCUUGAUCCUGGGUUCAGUUGGAACGAAAAGCUGGCGUGGUUCUCUCGAAGAGGUUCAAGAACAAAAACAAACACAAAUUGACGAUCCACACAUGCAGAUGGACUCCUACAUGGGAUACUCUAUUUCUGUUGGAGAGAAGAGUAACGCUCCUCUAUAUUUCACGGGUGCACCAAGAUUUAACCACACGGGACAAGUCGUACUUUUCAGAAAAGAAAACAAGAACUGGAUUGCAGCCCAAAGACUAAAUGGGGACCAGAUUGGUUCCUACUUUGGUGCAGAGCUGUGCUCAGUAGAUGUCAACUCAGAUGGUAACACUGACUUCCUGCUGGUGGGAGCUCCCCUGUUUUACCAGCCUCAGGUGAAGAGAGAAGGCCAGAUCUACGUCUAUACACUGACUGAUGAGAUGCAACUGAGAAGUGAACUGAAUGUGACCGCACCUUCCAUGGGGAGAUUUGGCACCACCAUAUCCAGUCUUGCAGAUCUGAACGGAGAUGGACUCCGAGACGUCGCUGUUGGAGCCCCACUAGAGGAUGAUAACAGUGGGGCUGUUUACAUCUACCUUGGCAACAGACACCGAGGGAUACGCAGUCAUUUCAGCCAGAGAAUCAUGGGAAAGAAAGUGGAGCCUUGGAUGAGAUUCUUUGGACAGGCAAUUGAUGGGGACAUCGACCUUGGAGAGGACGGACUCCCAGAUAUUGCGGUCGGAUCACAGGGCAUGGCUGUUGUCUUGAGGUCCAGGCCUGUCUUCAAUGUUACGGCACAUCUGUCUUUUCACCCUAAGCAGAUAAGCACUGAUAAAAUUGUCUGCCCAAGCACAAAGGAAGAUUUAACAUCGACAGAGGUUGACUUAACUGUCUGCUUUGAAAUGGUAGAAGUAACAAAGAUCAAACCAGGGGUAAUGACGCCAGAACCUAAUAUCUCAUACACGCUCGGCGUGGAUCCAACGAGACAAACACAUCGAGGUCAAAUAGACAACAAAGCUUGGAUUCUUUCCGCUACCCAUAACCCGAGGGAUGAAGACAAAUGCAUCAACCACACCAUCUACAUGCCAAAAUGUGUGAAAGACACAUUAUCACCUAUCAUCAUCAAAUUAAACUUUUCCCAAGAUGACAAUGGGGGCAAAAGUGGCAUCCUGAAUGUGGACAGCAAAAGGCAGGCUGUUGUUGAGGUUCCAUUUGAAAAGACAUGUAGACUAAAUGAUACCUGUAUCGCUGAACUUGAGGUGGAUUUCAUGGCCACAAAAUUAUUGGUGGCAGAAGAUAACUUCUUCAUCCUGGAUGUAAAUCUGACUAAUCGUGGUGAUGACUCAUACAACACCAGCCUUACGAUGCACUAUCCUCCAGGCCUCUCCUUCUCUAGGAUGACUAUUGUAAAGAACACAAGACCAGCGGUCCUCAGCUGUCAUGAUCUAGAUGAGAUAUUCGACAAAACUGUAUGUGGUGUCAGCCUUCCUGUGUUCCACAGCAGAUCAGCUGCAACAUUUCGCGCUUCUUUCCGGCUCAUGAAUGACUAUAAGUGGAAUGACACAAUUUCGAUUACCAUUACUGGAGAAAGUGAAAAUGCAAACUCCACCACCAGUUCCGUGACCAAAAGCAUCCCAGUACAUUUUGAAAUAAAAAUGCAACUGACAGUGAGCGACGACACCAUCACCUAUCUGAACUUCACCACAGAGGAUUCUGAACCUAAAAAAAUGAUCGCCAUAUAUAAGGUAGAAAAUCUUGGUAUUAACGCUUUUCCUGUCAACGUGUCCCUGUUCUUCCCAACUAAACUGGAAUAUGACUUUGAAAUGAAGAACUAUCAAGUCUUUGUCCAGCAGAACAAAACUCAAUGCACAGACAUUCAUGACAAGGAAUCUGAAUACUGCUCACAAAACCAAUCCUGCAAAAUGAUCGUGUGUGACAGUUUCAUCCUUGACAAAGAAUCAUCCACUGAGUUUGUAUUGUUAGGAGAAGUACAAUUUAGGAAUCUCAAAGAGCGUGCAGCGAAUAUAGCCUUUCUUAAACAAUAUACCGGAUUCGGGGCAAUGGUUAAAUUUAAAAGCUUUAUACACGUUGACUAUGACAAGAAACGGUAUGUUCAAGAGGGGAAGUCUGAUGAAAGUGGCUCACGGAAAUACAAUGAUACAACAAAGAAAGGGAAUGAAGUUCGGAUUGACCUCAUAAUUCACCAGAAUGUACCGCUGAUCAAUGCAACUGGAUCUGUACUGGGAUUCUUACUUCUGGUCAUAAUCGCACUCAUCAUGUUUAAGUUGGGCUGCUUUAAGAGGAAAGAGAUGGGCAAUGAUGACGAAGAGGAGGAAGAAGAGCAUUGCAUCUUUACUGAAUCCACCCCCAUCAACGCGGUAGUCAACGAAUCAGAGACUGACUGCGAAGAGAAAGAAUUUCUUCAAGCAACAACAGAACUGCAGCCUAAUGAUACAAAGGAGGAACUGGAAUAAACUAUGAAAGUACCACUAUGGAAGUGGGCUGACAUAUUAUGCUCACGUUCUAAAUAAAUUCUGUCCAUUAAAUAUGAAAUUGGAUCCACGAGCUGAUAAGCUUAGCUUAGCAUAAAGACUGGUAUGGGACACUAGCCCUAACAGAAUCCACCUACCAGCCCCUUUAAAGCUCACUUUUUAUCACACGUUAUAUAUUGUUUGUGUAUAAGGAGUGGAAACCUCACAUAAAAACGAUCCACUUGCGGGAUUUUUCUAUUACCUCUGACGGCCAGUAUGCCAAAUCCUAUGUGAAGACUCUGGGUGGCAUUUUAGGUGCAUGCGCGCUCCCAAGCCUCUUGCCUGCUGCAACUGAACUGUACAGCUAGAGGUGGAAGAACUACUCAUAUAUUCAUACUUAAGUAAAAGUACAGAUACCACACAAAAAAUGUUACUCAAGUAAAAGUAAAAUUCAUCCAGUAUAAACCUACUCAAGUAAAAUCAAAAAAGUACCUGGCUUUAAGUAAUGAAAAGUAAAAAGUACUACACAUUCAAAUUUAUUGAUCUUACAAAAAGCAACCUAUCUCUUUAAAUUCACUCCAGACAGGUUUGACACAGCGUAAGUUAUAGCAAAUCACAAUAAGGAAAACUGAGUCGCAAGAGGACAAUUGGGGGGGAUUAGCCUAUUUUAUUGCUCUGCUGAUGUGGUAGUAUCUCCUUCAGACCGUCUGACAGACACAGAAACCUGUUUGGGACUUUGGGUAUGUGAGAAUGAGAGAAGGAGGUGGAAACCAAAACUAACUUAAAAUGCACUUGGGCUCAAGUAGAAAUCUCACCACAAAUCCAGAAAUGUUAACUUCAGCACCUCUCAUAAAGUGGACCUCACAGUCCCGCAUAGAGAAAAAAAAACUUUACCAGCUACUUUAUCACUUGGUCACAAACUGGCUGCGACUCACAGUGCAAAAACAGAGGUGCUGCAGAGUCACACCUGUCACCUUCACCUGGAUCUGUGGGACCUGCUAAAGACGUCUGGACUGGGUCUGUGCUGGUACUGGCUGAGGCUGGACGUGGAUCCAGAGUUGUAACUAAACUUGUUUUUAAGUGAUGGACGAGGAGUGCCAUCAGGGGCACCUGCGUAUGAAUGCAUUUCCACAUGCAACACGGUUAUCUUUUCUGAGCUAAAGUUUAUAAACACUGUAACCCGUCUGCGUUUAUCAAACGUAAUAAAUAGUUUCAUUUUACUCAAAUAUUGUUCAGCCACAGUCUGGCAAGAAACCAAGACCCAAGAAGUGUAAGUCAACAACCCUUUUUGUAGUGAAGUGAAAAUAAAAAGAUGCAACAACUAAAAAUACUCGAGAAAAGUACAAAUAAAAAACUACUUAAGUACAGUAACUAACCCAAGCUAAUGACAUGGAGUCCGCUAAGACAACAACCCUUUUUAAAGUUGAUUAUGUGGAGCAGAUCACAGAGCGUAGGGCCUCUCACAUCUGGCAUCUGCCAGAAUUGCCAGAUGGCCAAUCCGGGCCUGACAAGCUUGGAGUAGUUCAACCUCAAGUUGAUAAAAAUGUUACUGUGUUAUGUUGCAGUGGGAGUUUACCUGAGUUUCCAGCACUUUGUAUGAUGCUCAUGAGCGGAUUUUCUCGCUCAUGAGGUCGAGCACGCAUACGAGCACAUACCUGGUUACAAUCUAAAAACCGCAACGGUAGAGGCGGCAGAAAACUAUAGUCCCUUUAAUCCACACAAAAACACCAACCAAUUGCAAGUUUGGUUUUAAGGAGGGCUGCGUUACAGGCUAUUCUGCUGCUGUUUUUGGCUUGACUGCUGCAAAGUGUGUUUACAAUUGAUUAUAAUUCUUUGGCACUGAGGAGCAGUAUAGGAAAGCGUGUGGCCAUAUUUAGUAAAGUAUUCUCCCUGGUGUUUCGGGAGAAUAAUGCAAUGGAAGGAUAGAGAUACAUAUUGAUAAAGUAGGUAAAUCUCUUAUCCAUGUUUAUUAUUAAUGCAUGUUUUCAUUGUAAUAUACAAAAACAUUGCUACUACACAGUCUUUAAAUAUUUCUGAUCUUCUGCGUGGUAUUUAUUGAGCUCAGGUUCUUCUUGUAUUAUAGUUGAGUGCUUGUGACGAUGUAUAACGUUUUUGUUAUAAUCAUUUGAGUGAAUGCAGUGGUACAUUUGAUGCAUUGUUUACUGACUAGUGAUCUUGCAAAACAUUGUCUUUGCAAGCAGCAGUCCUUGGUUGUGAGUAGUUUUUAAGAAACAGGUUUGCUUCUUCAAGCCUGAAAUGGAGUCACCUAUAAGUGGUGCUUCAAUGAUGAAGGUCGACAUUAAUCUGUCUCCUUGUCCCCCUCUGACUCAAAAUAACGCCACAAAUGAGUUUUGUUCAUCAAUGCCUCUAUUUUUGCCCUGUAAAAAUAAAUAUGACAACAGGGUUUGGUUUAUUCUUAUCAAUGUUGCUGUGGUGACAUUUGAUUAAGACAGUGGUUUACUUGUAACAUGGGUGGAUAUUAAAUUAGUUACUGAUUGACAUUCUAAAAAUAAGUAAAUUUCUUUCUAAACGACUGCUUGCGAGUGCACAUAUACACAAGAGGCCUUAUUUGAAGAUCCAGUGUGUAAUAUUUAGAUGGCUCUAUUGACAGAAAUGCAAUAUAAUAUUCAUAACAAUGUUUUCAGUGGUGUAUAAAGACCUUACAUAGUGAAGCUUUAUGUUUUUACUACCUUAGAAUGAGCAUUUAUAUCUACAUAUACCCUUACAUGGAAGUCGGCAUGUUGCAGCGUCAUGUUUCUGCAGUGUCAUGUUUCUGCAGUAGCCCAAAAAAACAAAAGAUAAGGAUUAGAAGAUGAAGUUGUAUUAGUAGUAGUAGUCAUCUGGGUUGUUAGAAGUAAGAAAAUAUGUUAAAAUUGGACAAAGUGAGGAUCACACAGUAUGCAUGUAAUGGUGAGGAUUACUUGUAACUCUGGAACCCAGGAGGAUUAAUUUGUUUCAAACUAUUUGUUCUUCCUUGAGAUCAGAUUUUGUGUAAACAGAAACAGUAUUAUGAACAUACCUUCCAUUGUAAUUUCUGGCCUUCUGUUGUUUGUGAAUAUAUAAUUUGCUUAUUCAUGCAGUGUUGUGUGUUAAUUUUGUUACAUGUUUUUUGCUCUCUCAAUUAAAGCACUUUGUCCAUCGUG
Molecule: messenger RNA, 7641 nt
Organism: Micropterus salmoides (largemouth bass)
Lineage: Eukaryota; Metazoa; Chordata; Actinopteri; Centrarchiformes; Centrarchidae
Product: integrin alpha-D
Exons: 31
Coding region: 968-4501 (1177 amino acids)
Biological process (GO): cell-cell adhesion; cell-matrix adhesion; integrin-mediated signaling pathway
Cellular component (GO): integrin complex; external side of plasma membrane
Molecular function (GO): integrin binding
Source: RefSeq, a predicted model, not a curated record